AUGAUUGCUUCUGAUGACCACGAUGACGUCCAUAGCCAGGUCACAUUUGGCAAGGCAGACUGGUCACUGGGUCGCGCAGAUCCACCAGACUCAGUCACUCUUGAUUUUCACUCUCCACACUCUUCUGAUGAACAUCUAGCAGCAGCGUUGCCAGCUACUUUGACAGCAGCCAGUGGGCCAAUAAGGCAAGAUGCCUUGUUUCACCAAUUCUCGAACGAAAUAAAUCUCGAGGUCCUCCAAUACCUGCCACCGCCUGAUCUCGGAAGCUACUACUGCGUGAACAAGCACCUGUACGCUGUGACGGCAAUACAUCGAAUAUCUUAUCAACGCCUCAAGCGGAGGUUCUCAACCUCCUUGAAUAGCAAGCAGCCCGGCUCCACGGCGAAACUUAUCAAGAGUGUCUUGGCCGAGCCUCGAAGUAUGCUCUACGUUCAGCAUUAUACCAUUGAUGGCUGCUGCGCUGGGUGGGGCAGGAGCGACGACCAUUUCGAUGAUGGUGAGCUGGAGCACGUUGAAUAUACAGCUUCGGAUGUGUCCCUCAAGGCGGGAGAGGAAGAUGUUUUGAUUGCGCUUGCUCUUACGCUCUUUCCCAAUCUCACGUCUAUCGAUAUUCAGGAUCCACGCCUCACUCCGCGAGUUGAGAGGAUGAUUCGCCGCAUGACAAAUGCGAUAUACCCUGACAUGGUUCCGUUGGCCAAACUGAUCAGCGUAACCAUCGGUACUUCUGACAGCAACUUUUGUAUUGACCCUAAGACUAUUGAACUAUUUGCCACGCUACCAUCGGUCCAGACCGUUAACGCCGCGUGGAUUGGUGGCGAGAUCGAGAUACUUGAGAACAUUGUGCCAACGAAAGGCUCAAAUGUCACGGAUCUGAACGUAAUGUAUGGGGAUGUCCUGCCACAGCGCCUGAUGCUUCUCCUACAAAGCUUUGGAUUGUUCCUGUCUAUCACGUAUUGGCCUGCGAGUUCUCCUCAUUUGGAGCAUGACUUUGACCCUUUCUCGAUUGUCACCAAUCUAUUGGCUUGCGCCCAGGACUCGCUCCGAGAACUCCAGAUCUGA
Messenger RNA from Letharia lupina, 1059 nucleotides. RefSeq lists its product as uncharacterized. The coding region runs from base 1 to 1059 and encodes 352 amino acids. The transcript is spliced from 4 exons. Lineage: Eukaryota; Fungi; Ascomycota; Lecanoromycetes; Lecanorales; Parmeliaceae. Gene Ontology annotation, molecular function: protein binding. The record is from RefSeq and is a predicted model, not a curated record.